AUGGAAGCUGCUGGCAUAGAUUCUGAUGGCCAUGAAUUCAAGAACCCAGAUGAGAUGUGGAUAGAACACGCUGGAGACAAUAACAAGAAGACUCAAUGGUACCGUGAUGGUGUUUCAUAUUGGGAAGUAACAUAUGAUGAAGUUUUGGUCUUUUUGUGUUUUCCUUUGAAGGGUGUGGAGGCUUCAGUAGAUGGAGUGUUAGGUGGGUAUGGGCAUGUGAAUGAUGCUGAUGUGAAGGGAAGUGAAGGGUUUUUACAGACCCUUUUAGCUGAACUGUUUGUUGAUGGUGGAAUUGGCAGGCAUCUUGUUGCUCUUGAUUGUGGUUCUGGUAUUGGGAGAAUCACCAAGAACCUCCUUAUAAGGUAUUUCAAUGAGGUCGAUCUUCUUGAACCCGUUUCACAUUUCCUUGAUGCUGCCCGUGAAAGCUUGGUCCAGGAAAAUCAUAUGGCAUCGGACAAGCAUAAGGCCACUAAUUUUUAUUGUGUCCCACUUCAGGAAUUUACACCAGAUGUAGGAAGAUAUGAUGUUAUCUGGGUUCAAUGGUGUAUUGGGCAUCUCACAGAUAAUGACUUUGUGUCAUUUUUCAAGAGGGCUAAGAUUGGCCUGAAACCUGGUGGAUUUUUUGUCCUGAAGGAGAAUCUUGCAAGAAGUGGAUUUGUGUUGGACAAAGAAGAUCGAAGCAUCACUAGGUCUGAUACAUACUUCAAGGAGCUCUUUAGUCGGUGUGGAUUGCAUAUAUACAAAUCAAGGGAACAGAAGGGACUUCCCAAGGAGCUAUUUGCUGUGAAGAUGUAUGCCUUAACAACUGAUAUUCCAAAGAGAGUCGUUAAAACCAGAUCCAAAGUUCAAGCCAACAGGCCUGGCAUAAUCAAAUGA
Molecule: messenger RNA, 876 nt
Organism: Dovyalis caffra
Lineage: Eukaryota; Viridiplantae; Streptophyta; Magnoliopsida; Malpighiales; Salicaceae
Source: the annotation of a GenBank genome assembly